CGCCAACGAAAUACUAUGCGUGCUUGGGAGGUGAAGUCCCCACGGUCAUGAUAUGGUGGUGGCUGCCAUUCCAUGCUCGCACCGAAUCGAAAAGCGAUAACUAGCAAUCAGUAUCCCCAGUGAAUAGCUCCCCGCCACUGGACCCGGAUCGUUAGACUAUAUACCGAACCUGUGGCUGUACUAGUCAUUUCAAAAAUGAUGUGAAAGUACGGUACAAGUCCGCUGUCCCAGCAGAGCCAAUAAAGCAUUCUCCAAACCAAACAAGCGAAUACUCCAAGGCUCUUGUCGGGCUCAGCCAACACCCUUCAACCGACUCCACCUACUCCACUUCCUCUACCUCCUCUACCUCGCUAUUUAGCAGAAACCCUCCGCCAAAACCUCCAAGCCAUGCUGCUGCCAUACGACUCGUUCGCCCUUUUAGAUCUCGACAAUCACAGCAUCGACUUCCCCGUCAUACCGAGUGCAUGGCUUCCCAUAACCGCCCCGGAGAAGACGCUGACAAGCACACCUCAACCGUUCAAGCCGAAGGAGGCUGAAUACUGCGGCCACUAUCUUCACCCAGGCACUCCGCACACGCAAGUCCUCUGCCCUUCGUGCAAGCUCAAACAACGCCUUGAGUCAUUACAACACGUUACUAAGCUGUGGGACAAGAGAGGUGGUCCUGCGCCGGAAGCAAGUGAGAAGAACGAGUUCUACUACCAGAUAUGUCAGGCAUGGCAUGCAGAGAAGGCUUGCUUUGCCAAGUACGCCCACUUUCUCGACCUGUGGGCAGAGAAUGAGCGGCAAUGGGAGCUGGAGAAUCCCGGGUUGUUGGGCACAGCAGCGGUGGAGGUAAAGAGCGCCGGCGCUGCGUUGGGCUUCGCGAGAAGAAACACACCCUACCUGCAAUGGCUAGAUUCGGAUGCAGAGAUGGGGGCGAAGACUACGACUACCGGCAGCCAGAAGAACGUGCGCUUUGUUGAGGGCAUCGUCGAGUGGCCGAAACGUGGGAUAGAAUGCUUCAGGCGGUCUUCGACGCAGUAUUCGCAGGGCCGUUGGGCUGCUCCGUUCGGACAAACGUGGUCGGAUACUUCGUUUUUCGCUAGCCAAACCCAUGGAAACUCGACAUUGGAUGUAUCCGGGGAGGAUAUCGUGGGCGAUCCCAAGGAUGCAGAUGAGCCCUGGAAGCAUGUCGCGGCUGCCCGGGAGCGGAGAAUCGCGCAGGGAGAGAAGAUUGGGACAGGGAAGCGAGGAACGUUGCGUGCAGUGAGCGUGGGCUAUGUUUUUGCGCCCGGAAGGGCGCGGUGCAGCGGCUCAAGGAGUCCCGGAACUUAAUCUUCCUGAUAUCAAUGGUGGUAAAAGUACGCAAGAGCAGACGUCGGUCUAAUAAUAAUAUCCUCGAGAAGCAGCUCUGCUCUCUCAGAACUAACCAUUUCUGUACUAUCACAAAGGGGAGCCUGAAGUACUUCGGUGGCUCUUGCGGAGUCCGCAUCCUCAGUGAUUCAAGAGAACAAGCAGAGCAUGGUGAAGGAAGCCAAGCGCCAUUGACGCUUUCGCCGAAUAGAGAAAUUGCGCAUCGCGA
Trematosphaeria pertusa is the source of this 1561-nucleotide messenger RNA. RefSeq lists its product as uncharacterized. The transcript has a single exon. The coding region runs from base 388 to 1314 and encodes 308 amino acids. Lineage: Eukaryota; Fungi; Ascomycota; Dothideomycetes; Pleosporales; Trematosphaeriaceae. The record is from RefSeq and is a predicted model, not a curated record.